Molecule: messenger RNA, 4245 nt
Organism: Ictalurus punctatus (channel catfish)
Lineage: Eukaryota; Metazoa; Chordata; Actinopteri; Siluriformes; Ictaluridae
Product: KN motif and ankyrin repeat domain-containing protein 1
Exons: 5
Coding region: 2164-2748 (194 amino acids)
Biological process (GO): negative regulation of actin filament polymerization
Cellular component (GO): cytoskeleton; cytoplasm
Molecular function (GO): protein binding
Source: RefSeq, a predicted model, not a curated record
UCAAGGGGUUUAACAAAAAUAUUGCAUUAACUAUUUAGGAAUUACAGACAUUUUUUUACAUAGUGCUUCCAUUUUCACAGGCUCAAAAAUAAUUGGAUAAUUAACUGAUGAGCAGUUUCAUGGCCAGGUGUGGCCUGUUUCCUCAUUAUUUCAUGACAGGUUAAGGAGAUAAAAGGUCUAGAGUUGACUCCAAGUAUUGAAUUUGCAUUUGGUAGCUGUUCAUGGGAACUCUCAAUAUGCAGUCCAGAGAGGUAUCGAUGCAAGUGAAGGAGGUUAUCAUUAGACUGGAAAAAAAACCUUCACAACAUCUUGCCAAGUCAAGAAUACUCUGGAGGAGGUAGGUGUCUCAUUGUCAAAGUCUACAAUCAAGAGAUGCCUUCAUGAAUGUAAAUUUACCUCAAGAUGUAAACCACUGGUAACACUAAAGAACAGAAAGGCCAGAUUAGGCUAAAAUAUUUUUUAAAAACCUCUUAAAAAAAAAACACUGAUCAGUUUUGAUGCAAGAUUAACUUGUACCAGAAUGAUGGGAAGAGAAGAGUAUGGAGAAGGAAAGGAAAGGCUCAUGAUCCAAAGCAUACCACAUCAUCUGUCAAACUUGUGGAGGAGGUGUUAUGGCAUGGGCGUGUAUGGCUGCCAAUGGAACUGGGCCACUGGUGUUUAUUGAUGAUGUGACUGCUAUUAGAAGUAGAAGGAUGAAUUCUGAAGUGUAUAGUGCUAUACUUUCUGCUCAGAUUCAGUCAAAUGCUGCAUAACUGAUAGGACAAGGCUUCAUAGUAAAGAUGUAUAAUGAUCCAAAACGUACCGCGAAAGCAACCCAAGAGCUUCUUAAGUCAACGAAAUGAAAUGUUCUUAAAUGCCAGAUGAACUUAACCCAUUUGAUCAUGCUUUCAUUUACUAAGACAAAACUGAAGGUAGAAAGAUCCACAAACAAGUAGCAACUGAAGGCGGUUGCAGUAAAAGCCUGGCAAAGAAUCUCAAGGGAAGAAACUCAGCAUUUGAUUAUGUCCAUGGGUUCCAGACUUCAGGCAGUCAUUGAAUGCAAAAGACAUGCAUCCAAGUAUUAAAGAUAAUCCUAAUAUUUAUGAUUGUUAGUUUGUCCGAUUACUUUUGAGCCUGUGAAAAUGAAGGGACUAAAAAAAUGGCUGUAAUUCCUAAACUGUUAAUGCAAUAUUAUUGUUCAAACCCUUGAAUUAAAGCUGAAAGUCUAUAUUUUAAUCACAUCUUGAUUGCUUCAUUUCAAAUACAUUGUGGUGGUGUACAGAGGCAAAAUUACAUAAAUUGUGACACUGUCCAAAUACUUAUGGACCUGACUGUUUAUAUACAUACACACACGCACACACACACACACACACACACACACAAGUCAGGUCCCUUGGUCUCUUGUUGCUGUUUGUCGCUUGGCAGUCUCCCUGGUAAGUUUUUGUCUUGUCCUUUUGUAAAUUUUGGAGGGACAUUCUGUUCUUGGUAAUGUCACUGUGGUGCUCCAUUUUCUUCGCUUGAUGAUGGCCUUCACUGUGUUUCAUUCUACUUCUAAUGUUUUGGAAAUUCUUUUUGUAAAAGAAAAUAAAAGAACAGUAGCUCUUCUGUGGGAUCGGACCAGAUGGGCUAGCCUUUGGUGCUCUUCUGCAUCAGUGAGCCAUGAUACCAGGAACACCCCACAAGACCUGCCGUUUUGGAGAUGCCCUGAGAUGCCGUUUUGGAGAUCCCCCCCCAAGGACAUGAUUCAGAACUUGCAAAUGCCUUGGUGGAAGAGUGGAGUAACAUCUCACAGCAAGAAGUGACAAAUCUGGUGCAGUCCAUGAGGAUGAGAUGCGCUGUAGUACUUAAAGCAGCUGAUGGCCACACCAGACUGUUACUUUUGAUAUUGACCUCCCUUUGUUCAGGGACUCCUUUUCUGUUCCUCAAAUGUCUGUGAAACUUGUUCAGUUUAUGUCUCAGUUGUUGAAGAUUUUUAUGUAUAUUUUUACACACACAAUUGGGUCCAUAACUAUUUGGACAGUGACACAAUUUUGACUCUGUACACCACCACAAUAGAUAUAUAGAACUCAUCACCAUUAUGUCUCUACCUUAAAGCGUUCCUGCCUGAACGUGAUCCAGCAAGACUGGUUCUGUGUGUCCAGUCAAAAGAAAGCAUAUCCAGAGACAGUUGAGAGGUUUCUGAGCAUGUGUCAUCAUGUCUCUCCUGCUGUUUUGACUCAUGUGGCUAACAUGGCUGACCAGAAUGGCAACACAGCACUGCACUACAGCGUAUCCCAUUCUAACUUCAGGGUGGUGCAGAAACUGCUGGAUGCAGGUGUAUGUAAUACCAAUCAGCAGAAUAAGGCUGGAUACACUCCCAUCAUGUUGGCUGCUUUGGCUGCUGUGGAAACCAAGGAGGACAUGGGCGUGGUGGAGGAGCUCUUCAGGAAUGGAGACGUCAAUGCCAAGGCCAUUCAGGCUGGUCAGACUGCUCUCAUGCUGGCAGUCAGUCAUGGACGUAUGGAUAUGGUGAAAGUUCUCUUAACUUCGGGGUCAAAGGUCAAUAUUCAGGAUGAUGAGGGCUCUACCGCGCUUAUGUGUGCCAGUGAGCAUGGCCAUGUUGAUAUUGUCCGUCUCCUACUGGCUCAGCCAGGCUGUGAUGCCACUCUGAGUGACAAUGAUGACAGCACUGCAAUGUCCAUAGCCCUGAAUGCUGGCCACAAUGACAUUGCCAUGCUCUUGUAUUCUCACAUGAACUAUGGAAUGGGCCAGCCAUUGGCUAUUUCUUGAAGCUGGACACCAGCUGCUCCAACUCCAGGCCUUUUUGAUUGAUUUCUUUAACUUAUUUCCCAGUGCUGCAUGCCCGGUCCUUGUAAGUCUUCAUAGGAUAAUAAUCUGACUGUAUAUUCAGUUGAAAUAUUGCUGCAUUAUAAUGUAUUUGCAAAGCUGACAUUUCUGAGUCAUUAUGUGUUAUAUGAAACACAGCAGAGUCUAUUGCCUAAUCUGCAUGAAGGACAGAUAUGAGGAAGUCUCAAACCUACAGUGUAUCAUUUACUGAACAGCAUGUUUAUUAUUUUGCAUUUGAUUCAUCACAACAUGCUUGUAAACACAUUUACUUAAGAUUAUAAAUUUUAAGAUGCAGUAGGCUAAUGGAUUUAUAUUUGUAUUUUAUGUUAUAGCUUGCAUUGUGUGCAGUAUGGUACAUAUGGGUCUCAAAAUUUGUUCUUAUAGCAUGCUGUUAUUAAAGGUAAUUUAAAUUUGAAGCAUGAGUCAUGUAAUAUAUUAGUGGCCAGCAAAAAUGUUGGCAAAACUACACACUACCCUAAUAAAUAUUAUGGCAUAAUAGUGCACAAAUGUAUAUAUUGUAGUACUAUAUAACAAUGAGGAAAUUACUUUAAUUAUAUAUUUAUAUUUUAUUUAAUUUUAGGCCACCUAUCCUACAACAAAACUGACAAUAGGCAGGAAAUAGUAUUGCAUAUAAUGAAAUUUUACUGUCUGUUAAAGUAAUAUACAUACUAUAUACAGGGAGUGGACAAAAUAAUAGAAGCCCAUAACAAUUUAUUAAUGUAACGGACCUAAUAAGGAGUAGGAGCAUCCUUUUCCUUCUGAACAACUUUUCUUCUUCUUGGAAUGUUGUGAUGGGAUGUUGGACCAUUCUUUCAGUUCUUUGAGGAAGUGGAUAUCUACUGAUCUUCACACCAGAAUUUCUCAUAAGGGAUCAAUAUUGUUUAAAUGUGGUGCUUUGGGGAGGUGUAUGACUCAUCAAAUCACUUUUGAAUCAUUUUAGCAGUAUGUAUGGAGGCGUUAUCGGUCUGGAAUGUGGAAAUGUUAUCAGGAAAGAGUGUUUGUGCCAUAGAAUGCACAUGGUCCUAUAAAACUGAUUCAUAUUGUUGCCUGUUAUAAGACCAUACAAUGAAUUAGAAUGAUUGAAUUAUUGAUCCUAAUUAUUUCCACGAGAUGGCAGCUUAAACCAUUCCCCCAUUUUAGUUAACAGCCGACAGUGUGGGUUAAAAAUAUCUUUGCCUUACUUCAAAAAGGUUUUAUGGUAUUUACAGCAAAUUAUGCAUCUUUAUGCACUGGCUGUCAAUACAAAAGUUUUCUGAAUUGCAGCACUUCCAUGAAUAACACUGAAUUUUGCCAAUAGCAAUUUUUUUGUUUAUGUAAUGUACUAUAUGUAAUUUAAGAAAAAAAUGGUCAUUCUUUGUUGAAUAUCAACCAUUGAAUAUAUCAAAUUUACAUCAUAUUCUGAUACAGGUCUAUAUGCUAUUCUAAUCAUAGAUUUACAUU